Chlorocebus sabaeus (green monkey) is the source of this 4839-nucleotide messenger RNA. It is a transcript of the gene ITGB6, whose product is annotated as integrin subunit beta 6. Gene Ontology annotation, cellular component: integrin alphav-beta6 complex; focal adhesion; cell surface. Gene Ontology annotation, molecular function: integrin binding. Gene Ontology annotation, biological process: cell migration; cell-matrix adhesion; cell adhesion mediated by integrin. The record is from RefSeq and is a predicted model, not a curated record. Lineage: Eukaryota; Metazoa; Chordata; Mammalia; Primates; Cercopithecidae.
AAAAGAGACGGGAUCCUGGGGAAAAUUAAGAGCGAGGCCUCUGAGAGAUCCAAGCUGGAUGGGCAUUUGGGAUCCAUGGCAGCUCUAGGCCUGGGCCGUGCUCCUUCCCCCCGGGCAGAGUGAGUUUGUAGAUCUGACUCUAGCACUCUCCAGUUUGUGUGGCUGAGGGCCAUUCUUUGCUGAUUGCAUAUUGGUCCUCUCAUCUCCCACCCCAUGUGGCUUUCUUCUGCCUUGGGCUUCUGCCUCUUUGUAGCUGCCGAGUCCUCCUAACAUUGACUCCAGAAGCACCUGGUUCCCUCCAACCUUAUGCGCUCUCUCCAUACAUCCUGCCAGCCUCACCUCCCAUUAUCAAACUCCUGAUUUUCCAUUUGUAUUUCCCAUUUCAGAUUCUACAUACACAGAAACAGAGGUUUCACAUGCUUACUUAGGAAUGCUCCUUGAAAAGAUUAUCUCCUCAGACAUAAGCCCAGCCACAGAAAAGUCUCUCUAAGGUCAGCAGUUUCGAGAGUGACGAAGUGAGAAUUUGAUUCUUAUCUGUUCACAGACUCUACGAAUCCCGAAAUACCCUCCUGAAGAACACACUGGGGGAAAAAUACAAACAACCUUAUGGAUUUAGCCAUAGAUCAUAUAUAUUUUAAAUUGUCACUCUUUCACUCAACAAAUAAAUAUCUCCUAUGUGCCAAAUCAUGAGCCAGAAGUUGGAACAGCACGUUGUGAAGAGAACUUGGUCCCUAGCCUGAGGGAUUCAGAAUCUUGGGCACCAUCAUUUGUGUUUUCAUCAUUGUUGUCAUGAAUGUCUUUUGACACAUUCUUAUUUUGAUCUCCUUUGAUUUUUGUAUAUUAUGAUUAUUUCCAAUAUCAUUUUAAAAUAAGAAUUUUAUACUUAUGGAAAAAUAUAUGCCAUCUAAUUUGAAAAAUAAGGAAACAGUGCUUUGCUUUCCCUAGCCUGCCUACUCAUUUACUGUAAAAUAAUAAUUUUUCUUUUUCAGGGUUCAUUUCAAUUUUUUGAAAAGGAUUUAGCAAUGAAAUACAAAAAUCUCAGUUAUUUUCAUUAAGCUCAUUUUUUACUUUCCCCACAUAUAGGCUAUAUGCUUUAUUUAAUAUCUUUAUUCUUUACAUUAAGUUAAAAUUAUUUUAGAAAUGACUAUUUCAAUUGCUGUUUUGACAUUUCAUUGAUCAAUAUUUCACUAAAGAUAAUAACUUUCUCUAGGAUGCAGAGAGACUCAUAGAACUUACACCAGAAUUUCCACUGAAUGAAUUUCCCCACCUUCUUGGUGAUUGUACACCUGCCUUCCUUAUAAGGCGAACAAGGAAGUAAAUCAUGUUGAAGUUGCUUUUAAACACAGCUUUUCUGCUUUACCUGUCCAGGUAGCCUCUGUUUUCAUUUCAGUCUUAAUGAAAUCUUUCUAACUUACAUCUCAAGUUUCUUUUCAAAGCAGUCAAGAACUGAAGCGAAUGGGGAUUGAACUGCUUUGCCUGUUCUUUCUAUUUCUAGGAAGGAAUGAUCACGUACAAGGUGGCUGUGCCCUGGGAGGUGCAGAAACCUGUGAAGACUGCCUGCUCAUUGGACCUCAGUGUGCCUGGUGUGCUCAGGAGAAUUUUACCCGUCCAUCUGGAGUUGGUGAAAGGUGUGAUACCCCAGCAAACCUUUUAGCUAAAGGAUGUCAAUUAAACUUCAUCGAAAACCCUGUCUCCCAAGUGGAAAUACUAAAAAAUAAGCCUCUCAGUGUAGGCAGACAGAAAAAUAGUUCUGACAUUGUUCAGAUUGCACCUCAAAGCUUGAUCCUUAAGUUGAGACCAGGUGGUGCGCAGACUCUGCAGGUGCAUGUCCGCCAGACUGAGGACUACCCGGUGGAUUUGUAUUACCUCAUGGACCUCUCCGCCUCCAUGGAUGAUGACCUCAACACAAUCAAGGAGUUGGGCUCCCGGCUUUCCAAAGAGAUGUCUAAAUUAACCAGCAACUUUAGACUGGGCUUCGGAUCUUUUGUGGAAAAACCUGUAUCCCCUUUUGUGAAAACAACACCAGAAGAAAUUGCCAACCCUUGCAGUAGUAUUCCAUACUUCUGUUUACCUACAUUUGGAUUCAAGCACAUUUUGCCAUUGACAAAUGAUGCUGAAAGAUUCAAUGAAAUUGUGAAGAAUCAGAAAAUUUCUGCUAAUAUCGACACACCCGAAGGUGGAUUUGAUGCAAUUAUGCAAGCUGCUGUGUGUAAGGAAAAAAUUGGUUGGCGGAAUGACUCCCUCCACCUCCUGGUAUUUGUGAGUGAUGCUGAUUCUCAUUUUGGAAUGGACAGCAAACUGGCAGGCAUCGUCAUUCCUAAUGAUGGGCUCUGUCACUUGGACAGCAAGAAUGAAUACUCCAUGUCAACUGUCUUGGAAUAUCCAACUAUUGGACAACUCAUUGAUAAACUGGUACAAAACAACGUGUUAUUGAUCUUCGCUGUAACCCAAGAACAAGUUCAUUUAUAUGAGAAUUACGCAAAACUUAUUCCUGGAGCUACAGUAGGGCUACUUCAGAAGGACUCCGGAAACAUUCUCCAGCUGAUCAUCUCAGCUUAUGAAGAACUGCGGUCUGAGGUGGAACUGGAAGUAUUAGGAGACACUGAAGGACUCAACUUGUCAUUUACAGCCAUCUGUAACAACGGUACAUUCUUCCAACACCAAAAGAAAUGCUCUCACAUGAAAGUGGGAGACACAGCUUCCUUCAACGUGACUGUGAAUAUCCCAAACUGUGAGAGAAGAAGCAGGCACAUUAUCAUAAAGCCUGUGGGGCUGGGGGACGCCCUGGAAUUACUUGUCAGUCCAGAAUGCAACUGCGACUGUCAGAAAGAAGUGGAAGUGAACAGCUCCAAGUGUCACCACGGGAACGGCUCCUUCCAGUGUGGGGUGUGUGCCUGCCAUCCUGGCCACAUGGGGCCUCACUGUGAGUGUGGCGAGGACAUGCUGAGCACAGAUUCCUGCAAGGAGGCCCCAGAUCAUCCCUCCUGCAGUGGAAGGGGUGACUGCUACUGUGGGCAGUGUAUCUGCCACUUGUCUCCCUAUGGAAACAUCUAUGGGCCUUAUUGCCAGUGUGACAAUUUCUCCUGCGUGAGACACAAAGGGCUGCUCUGCGGAGACAACGGCGACUGUGACUGUGGUGAGUGUGUAUGCAGGAGCGGCUGGACUGGCGAGUACUGCAACUGCACCACCAGCACGGACUCCUGUGUCUCUGAAGACGGAGUUCUCUGCAGCGGGCGCGGGGACUGCGUUUGUGGCAAGUGUGUUUGCGCAAACCCGGGAGCCUCAGGACCAACCUGUGAACGAUGUCCUACCUGUGGUGACCCCUGUAACUCUAAACGGAGCUGCAUUGAGUGCCACCUGUCAGCAGCUGGCCAAGCCCGAGAAGAAUGUGUGGACAAGUGCAAACUAGCUGGUGCGACCAUCAGUGAAGAAGAAGAUUUCUCAAAGGAUGGUUCUGUUUCCUGCUCUCUGCAAGGAGAAAAUGAAUGUCUUAUUACAUUCCUGAUAACUACAGAUAAUGAGGGGAAAAGCAUCAUUCACAGCAUCAGUGAAAAAGAUUGUCCAAAGCCUCCAAACAUUCCCAUGAUCAUGUUGGGGGUUUCCCUGGCUAUUCUUCUCAUCGGGGUUGUCCUGCUGUGCAUCUGGAAGCUGCUGGUAUCAUUUCAUGAUCGUAAAGAAGUUGCCAAAUUUGAAGCAGAACGAUCAAAAGCCAAGUGGCAAACGGGAACCAAUCCACUCUACAGAGGCUCCACGAGUACUUUUAAAAAUGUAACUUAUAAACACAGGGAAAAACAAAAGGUGGACCUUUCCACAGAUGGAUAGAACUACUUUAUGCAUGAAAAAAGUCUGUUUCACUGGUAUGAAAUGUUAAUGCACUAUAUAAUUUUUUUCUCUUUGUUGCUUCAAAAUGAGGUUGGUUUAAGACAAUAAUAGGACGUUUGUAGAUAAGUUAUCCUCUACAUGAAGGUGACAGACUGUUGGCAGAUUCCAAAUAAUCAAGAAGAGAAAUAUCCUUAGCAAAGAGGUGACUUUGGGGAUCAUUUGAGGAAUACUAACUCUGUUGCAUUAAUGCUUCAAAAAAAUCAUCAAAAUGAUUCAUGGGGGCCUGAUUUGCAUUUGAAAAAUGGUUGAAAUUAGAAGCUCAUUUGUUUCAGGAAUGCAGCUACCUGAGUUCUUUGUCUCAGCAAAGUCACAAAGCCCAUACACUCACAUUGUAUAUCUAUACUUGCCAAUUAAUUCUAAACUUGUAGGAAAUAUGCCCUCUCUUGAAGGAUAAUUUUUUGAAAUCUCUGAGAAAUGACAUUCUGAUUUUACUUCAGCUAAGAAGUUGCAAUUCUUCUGAAGAUACCCCAAAUAUAAGAUUGAACAUUAAGUGUUAAUAAUUUUUGUGAAUUUAUACACACCUAAACGUUAAGUACACAAACAUUUUAUUUGUUUUACAAAUGAGGAAUAAGUAAUUUAUAAAUUAAGAAGUCACCUAUAAAAAUAAAAAGAUAACAACCCUAUCAUUUAACUUAUUUUUAAAUUACCUGAAAAACGAUAUUCUACACUCAGUUUCCUUUUUGACCCUGAGUUUUCAAACUGUUACUUCCCCCAUAUUUCUCAAUCCACUUCACUCAGUUGCACAGUCUUUUAAACCCUGUAAUUGUCACACAAAAGUUUCUUUAAAAAAAAUAAAUACUUUAAAUGGUUAGCUUAUUCAAAGAGCACUCCUAUAAUAUAAAAGGAACCUGUGUUAAACACAAUAAAAAAAAUUUUUUUUUUUUUUUUGAGACGGAGUCUCUCUCUGUCUCCCGGCUGGAGUGCAGUGGCGCGAUCUCGGCUCACUGCAAGCUCCGC